CAAACGCACCCUUAAUAAGCUCGGCUGUGGCUUCCUUCUUCGAUCCUUUUACUCCAUGGUUGAAAGAGCGGCACCUGAGAAUCAAAAGAAUAUCGCGCUUUAAGCUAAUUAAGGGCAUGGAGACUCCGGAGCUUCCAGAGAUUUGGAGAAGAGAGCUCGGUCUCUUGCAGCCACGAUCCUUUGCUUACCGGGUCGGUGGUUCCAAGGCAGUUGUAAAGCGCUUAGAUCUUUAUGGGAAGUUGCAUGGUCAUAAGGGGUGCGUCAACACUGUGCAUUUUAGCCCUAGCGGAGAUAUUGUCGUGUCUGGUUCAGAUGACAAAGACAUCUGCUUUUGGAAUUGGUCAACCAAAAGAAAAAUUCUUACAUAUGAUUCAGGCCACAACGAAAAUGUAUUCCAGGCUCAAGUCAUGCCAUAUACUGAUGAUAGGAUUGUAGUGACCUCUGCCGCUGAUGGUCAGGUAAGACUUGGUGAAGUUAUGGAGGAUGAUCAAGUAAGCACUAGACGGGUCGGGACGCAUCAAGGCCGAGUUCACAAACUGGCCAUAGAGCCUGGAAGCCCACACAUCUUUUACAGCUGCGGCGAGGACGGCCUUGUUCAGCAGUUUGACCUGAGAAACCAAACCCCAAUCAAACUUCUAACAUGUUCAUCAUUCUCAGCAAACAAAAACUCCUUAGGAUUGAAUUCCAUCUCAAUAGAUCCAAGAAAUCCUAAUUAUUUUUCCACAGGAGGUCUUGAUGCUUAUGCCCGAGUCUACGACAUCAGGAAUUAUCCUUGGGAUGUGUCAAAGGGCUUAGACCAACCCGUUAACACCUUCUGCCCGCGCCAUCUCAUUAGCUCAACCAAUGUUCAUAUUACAGGGCUGGCUUACUCUAACAAGAGUGAGUUGCUUGUUUCCUACAGUGAUGAGCUCAUCUACUUGUUUCAGAAAGAGAUGGGCAUUGGCACACAGCCUAAUACUAUCCAAGCUGAGGCAUUGCAGAACCUUGAUCAACCACAGGUGUAUAUAGGCCAUAGAAAUUCACAUACGGUGAAAGGAGUCAGCUUCUUCGGACCAUGCGAUGAGUACGUCACGAGCGGUUCGGACUGCGGCCAUGUUUAUAUCUGGAAUAAAAAGAGCGGCAAACUGGUUCGAAUGAUGGUCGGAGACAAGCAGAUUGUAAACUCUGUGGAGCCUCAUCCUUUCUUCCCUUUGCUUGCUACCAGUGGGUUUGAUAAAAACGUUAAGCUCUGGACACCAAUGUCCAGAAGCACAGCUCCACUUCCUAAAAAUGCAGAAGAGAUAAUGGCAGCUAACAAAAGAAGAAGAGAAGUUCGAUCUGGCAUAACACUAUCUCCUGAUGUUAUAAUGCAUGUAUUGAUGCUCCAGAGGAGGCAAGCCUUAAUUUAUCAUGAGGCUACUCCCACAGAAGCUGAUUCAGAUAGUGAUUCAACCCCUGAAGAUGGCUCACCUGCAGAUCCCACAGAAUGCAAUAUUAGCUGAGGAACACAGAAACUUAACAGAAAUAAAAUAAAGGUCUGGGAGCUGAAGCGGUAUGCAACUAAAUUUGAGUACCACCUGCCUUAAGGAGACACUGCACCAACAGGGGAUUCGAACCCGGGACCUAAGGGUGCUUGCGAUCUUCAAAGAGGUUGCUCUACCAACAGGCCACAGAAGGUGCACAUUUAUAAAUAUUUCAAAGCUUUUGAUUGAGCACGACUUAUUUUGAUAGUUGCUGAAGUUAUAUAAGCUUUGCCCGAUAUUCAUGGAGAUUAUCUGUGUCAGUGCAUCUAAAACAUUGAAAAUGUCUACGAAGGGUUAUCCGAUGGAGAUGGCGCGCACUAAAUGUGAUGACACAAACAUCAAGUCCAAGAUUCUUCGAUCGACACGUCGAGCGGACCCAAUUGACACAAAUUUGUGAAUUGAUCUAUGUCGAAACGACGAUAGUACUUGGCAAGUCCUAACUCCUAUAAGCUCAUAGUCACUGUUGUCAACUCUCGUACUACGUGUAGAAUUCGCAUGCAUGUGAAUUUCAUGUACAACAAUGUUGUACACCGUUGUAUAACUUGUGUACAAUGUAUCCGUUCAUAAAAUUCUAGCCAAAAUCCAAAAAGGCUGCAAUCCAAACCCGCCAAACCAACACCACGACUUACCCGAACCUCCAUUUCCCUUUAUACCAAAAAAAGAAAAAGAAAAACACAUACAUGGCAUCCGGAUUAGACACGGAUGGUGUUAUUGGAGGUGUUAUUAGUAGUAUUGUGGUAUUAUUUUGAUAAAAUAAUACUACAAUACUACCAAUUACACCUAAAUACUAUGAUUUGCACAUGAAACUGUAUCAGGACUUAGACAUGGUGGGAAUGCCCUUAUUUAUGUCAUGGCCCUCUAGGUGGGCAUGAGUUAGAACACGGUCGAAAUUUUGAUUGAAAUUUGGACUUAAAACUAAGAAAAAGA
This is a messenger RNA of Phalaenopsis equestris, 2429 nucleotides long. Its product is annotated as DDB1- and CUL4-associated factor 8. The record is from RefSeq and is a predicted model, not a curated record. Bases 117 to 1481 code for a protein of 454 amino acids. Gene Ontology annotation, molecular function: protein binding. Gene Ontology annotation, cellular component: cytoplasm; Cul4-RING E3 ubiquitin ligase complex. The transcript has 6 exons. NCBI's taxonomy places the organism in Eukaryota, Viridiplantae, Streptophyta, Magnoliopsida, Asparagales, Orchidaceae.